Orbicella faveolata is the source of this 4229-nucleotide messenger RNA. RefSeq lists its product as uncharacterized. NCBI's taxonomy places the organism in Eukaryota, Metazoa, Cnidaria, Anthozoa, Scleractinia, Merulinidae. The record is from RefSeq and is a predicted model, not a curated record.
UAACGAUGUUACUGUUCAAAGCACCUUCCCGGGAUACUCUACAGGUGUCGAAAAACAGGUCGAAAACAGUGUUACUCGUUUUAGUGAGGUAAUUAGAAAUUUUGUGGGUGUAAUUCUUGUCCUUAUAUCCCAAAGCGUCAUUCUGAACAAGGAGUACAUUCAGUUUUCAGUAUGUUUUGGUGAAAACAGGGCACAUGUUGGUUAACACAGGACACCGAAACAUCUUGUAAAUGGACACUUUUGGGGCCAGAACAAGUGUCUGGCAGUUAGGAGAGGUGUCUGCUUUUUGUUUAUCGGUUACAAUUGUCUUGUUCGCAAGUGGCUAGGACCACGAUACUUAAGUGUCCGUUAGCAGAGGUUCAAAUACAACUGUAUAUUACUUUCGGGUUACUAGAAAAAACGACUUGUUCAUUCAAAGCAGGUUCAACAGGAAGUUCUCUGCAGGUAGUCGACAAGUGGUUUCAUUGAAAUUACCUAAUUUGAAAGCUUUAACAGACUUCGAGCUCUAAGGGAGGAACCAGUUUCUGACUUGCCACCACAACGCAAACAGCUGAACCAAGAAAAAAGAUGAAGGCGCUACUGUUGGGGGUGUUGGUGUUUGUAUCGUGUGUGCUUGCUCAUCCACGCGUUGAAAAGCUGACAGAUCGCACGGGGCAGGAACCUGCAAGGACACAACCUUCUGCAGGCCACGUGCCUUUGAUCCGACACAAUUCAAGGGUUGGUCCUGAAUCUUACCAGAAUAGCACCAAGGCCCCUAAAAGGGAAGAAAUUUUUGCGUCAAGAGAUGCGCGUGCCUCCAAGCGUGGUGCAUUUGCUGCGCUGCUGGCUGACCCCAAGGUUCAAGAAGCAGUAGUUGAUAAAGGAAUCGAAGUGGCAGGAAAGUUGGUGGACAAACAACUGCAGAUCAUCGAUGACGCCCAGCAAAAGGCUGCAGAUUUUCUGAAGAAAGAGAUUAAGCUAGACAUUACACCCGACAAAGGAUGGGAAAGCGAAGAUAUGUUUGUACCCCCUGGAUAUCACAUCGGCGCAAGCGUUACAGGAGGGGACAAAUCUCCAAAAGAAGUAGGAGAAAUUCCUUACGUCUUUCCCGCAGGCCUUGGGACCGCGUUGAUGAACGGUUGCUGGGGAACUGAUUACAAGGAGACAGAUCCUUGUUAUUCAGCUAAAUGGAAGUCAAGCGUCUGCCAGGAUAUGAUCGAUGGAGCAGCUUUUAUGGGAGUCGGGUUCGAUGCCCGAGGAAAGUACAGUCCGGAGUCCAGAAAAAUUAGCAUUGUACAGAGGAACUGCGCUAACAAGGCAACGUAUGAUGGCCUGGAUGUUCCUGACACCAUGAACGUCCACGGUAUUUACGACACUUCUGCUUCAAUGAUGACUUAUGAGAGUCGUGAGGAAUAUCAGAAACAGUUACAGCAAGAGGCAGGCGUCUCUGGCUCCUACUUUGGUUUCUCUGCUGGAGUGAAAGAGGCCUGGGGAGAGUCUACAGCCUCCUCACGUCAAAAGUAUAUGGCAGUGAUGGAUGUUGACGUUGAUCGAUAUGAAAUCUUCAUGGAUGAAGUGAAGCCGCAAGAUCUAAGUAUGUCAUUCCUGCGAGAGUUCAUGAGUCUACCAACGUCCUACUUUUCAGCAGGCGGACCUUUAAAAUUCCAAAACUAUAUUCAACGCUGGGGAACUCACUUUAUUAAAUCCGCAAAGUUUGGAGGUCAAUUGGAGAUCCGUAAGACAAUGGACGCUGAAGAAGCUAAAAGCAAAAAGGAAUUUGAAAUUCAAAUGGAAAUGGAAUUUAAGACAUUGUUUGCCAGUGUUGGAGCCAAGGCGUCUGCACAGGAAGGCGAGAGCAGCAGAAAACAAUCGAAGACCACAUCGACUUCAGUGGUAGCUCACGGAGGAAGUCAGGACAUUGCAUCUAUUCUGUCAGAUGUGUACUCACCAACUUUCAAGACGGAAUUCAAAGAAUGGCUCAAGACAAUUCCAACCUAUCCAAAGGCUUUUAGGUUCCAAAUGGGCUCCAUUACGGACCUUCUUAAUUUCCGUGCAAACGACUUGUUCCAAGAGGAGACUGUGAACUGGGGCUGUGAAGGGAAUGCCGCUCAUUUACAGACUGAAGAGAAGGAAGGCAAAACCCUCAAGUACUAUGAAGUUACAGACACUGAUGGAAAAACGACGAGAUAUUACUGUAAAUAUGACAGUCGCCAAGCACUGGAAGAUGCCAUUCAAAUGCGCAGGAGGAGCUUAAAGAGAGCUAUUGAAAUCUACAUGGAAGAGGGUGCAAUGUCCAUCUCAGAUAUUGAGUUGAAUGCAUGCACGAAAAAGGAUCAAUCAUUCAACGACAAUCCACGAAGCCAUUUCUGGCGCCGUAAGGACAUUCCAUCGUGGGGAACAAUUACCAAGCACAGCAAAGAGUUCAAGGUUUCUUUCGACAUGUUAGACAAUCUGCCAAAUGCCUACCGUGAAGGGCUCGACAUCGGGCACGACAUGAAUAGGCUUGUGCGAUACUACAAGAAGAAGUGGUACACUAGUGACCGAGACGGUUCAUUCCACUUGUACGGCGGGUUCGACAAUGGGAAUAGUGGCAACACGUCCCAAAGGAAAAUCUCAAUCCUUGGUCUUGUGCUCACUUUUCGGGAGGCUGACGGAAGUCUCGUUCUUUCCAAAAGUGACUUCAAGGCGAGCAAGAAGUUCUUCCCAACUCUUUCUGAAGAAUUGAUGGGAACUGAGUUAGCCCGAGUGGAUAUACCAUCUGAGAAAUCCGACAAGAGAACAACAGAGGCAGCCGAACCUCAGCCAACGUCAGGGCAGCCUUGCCAAAUUAAAUGGUCCAAUGCUCUUCGGUUUGAUCCGACGGACACCAAUGGCAAGUGCUUGCAUUUCACCGCUUCAACGGCGGGAAUUAUCUAUGUUGUGUUUGCAGCUUUACCUAAGGAUUCAGACACGCGGUAUUAUGUGGAAAUAUCUCCAGAAAGGGUUGCUAUUCUCAAGGGUACUACUUUAAAGACAUCUACGACGAAUUCCAACGCCCGGGCCCUCGGUGACGCUUCCCUUUACCAGUCAUACUUUGUAUGCAUUACGGAGUCUGAACAGAGCACACUUAUUGAGUAUGGGAAAAGUCUGGGGACCUCAGACAGCGGAGAUAUCUAUCUGAACAUGAUUGAUAUUGAGGAUCCUAUUAAUGCACGUUUCUAUGCGUUCGGUAACGAUGAAAACCCCGCUAAGGUGAUGGAUGCUCAUCUAGUUUCGCGUCAACUAACGAGAGCAGAAUGCAAAGGAGAUACCGUCAGGGACAUGGAAACAAAUCUCUGCGUUCAGAAAUGUCAUAAAGAUUGCGAUCCCUUAGCUGGUUGCAAAUCCUCUGCCGACAGCCCUGACUUAUCCGAUGGAUGUAACGCUUGCAGAGUUGCUCUUGAUGUUGAGAACAGUAAAUGCAUUCCUGAAUGUCCAGAACACAAAACACUGACCAAGGACAAGAAGUGUGUCCCAACAUUUGAUGCAAGAGACACAGUGGAGUUUUACAACUUCCCUUCCAUAUCGGAAUUUACAAUGUGUUUUUGGAUUAAGCUGGACGAGUCAUGGACGGGUGGAAACCCAAUCCCUCUCUAUUAUCGUCAGAAAGACACACAGAUAGUGAUUUUAUUGUAUCUAGAAAGUGGAGAAAUUCAGUUUGUGUUUCAAGUGACACCAGAAUUUCAACAAGGCCAUGAAGACCAACGGAUGACGCUAAACCAGCUAAGGGACUACCGGUGGCAUCAAAUUUGCGCGACUUGGUCUGGUUUUAAUGGAGUAGUCCGCUAUUAUUUAGACGCGACGGAAAUUUUAUCAGACAGAAACCCAACCAGAGGAGAACUUCGAGGAGGGCAAAAAUUGAGUAUCGGCGGCGGCCAAUACCUGUUGACAGAAUUCAAUGUGUGGAAUCGAGUCCUUAGUGAGCAAGACAUAGCAAACAACGCAAAGAAGUGCGACGGAGGGAAAGGAAACGUGAUACAAUGGCACCAAGGAUUUGAAUACCUAACUACUAAUAAGAAAACGUACAACAGCCCUUCCGUCUGUGAAGCUCCAGCCAAAGUAGCCGCCGCGGAAGCAGUCACACCUCCGACCAAUGAAGGUUCCGGUUAAUUAAAGUAAAAUAUAUUCUAUAUCUCACUCAAAGAGCGUAAUUAUCUGACCUCCAGCUAAUAGCAACUGUGAAACGGCACAAAAUGUCUUCCAUUGAACCAAUAAAGUUGUUUCUGGGUCAA